CAGUGAGCAAGCCAAAAAAAGCAACGAGCUGCUCUAGUGGACUUAUGUUAAUAUAAUUCAGAGAAAGGGAUCUUAUAUCACUUCAUUUCAAUUUCUUUAAAAUGCAUCAAAUUCAAGCAUUAUCAUAAAAAGUUUUAAAACUGAUUUAGAGAUCAUACAGCUGUUAAUAGUAAUACAGUGGUCAGUGGGAGGGUCUGAGUUUGCUGUGCUGUACUCAAAGCUAUAUAAACUGCUGUACUGUAGCAAGACGCUUUUGAUUUUUUUUUGUAGUUGACAGGUGGUUAGGUAUUCCCCGUCGUAGCUCAGUAAUCUCAGAAGGAUAUUACUUAAGUGAUAAGUGUAGACUCUGCCUUUAAGUCUGCUGUCUGACAGCAUCUCUUGCUAUGAACCACCUUCUGAUAACUGGUGUGCCUGGUGUCGGUAAAACGACUGUGGUGCAGAAAGCCCUGGAGCAGCUCAGCGGAGUGCCGGCGGCGGGGUUCGUGACCGAGGAGGUGCGCAAAGACGGCCGCCGGAUCGGCUUCGACGUCAUCAGCCUGGGCGGCGAGAGAGCGCCGCUGGCGAGAGUCGGUGGUGGCGGCGGCGGCGGCGGCGCCCGGCGGCCCAUGGUCGGGCAGUACGCUGUCGACGUCGCCUCCUUCGAGCGGGUGGCACUGCCAGCGCUCUCCGCACGAGCUGCUGGUGGCCAUCGACUGCUGGUGCUGGACGAGAUUGGGAAGAUGGAGCUGCUGAGCUCCCGGUUCCAGAGCGCCGUGCGCGCCGCGCUGGACCCGGCCGCGGGUGUGACGCUGGUGGCGACCAUACCGGUGGCCGGAGGCCGACCGCAGAGCGGUCUCCUGGCCCAGCUGCGCGCCAGGAGCGACGCCCGCCUCUUAGAGGUCACCCGGGAGAACAGAGCCGCCGCUGUCGGGGAGGUGGUCCGGUUCGUCAGGGACAGACUGGCGCGGAGCAGCGAGAGCUAGCGGGCCGGACACUCGGGGAGGAUGCCUAGGAGAGGCAUCGCAUCGCAGUGAUGUGUAUGACAGCUGCGUAUUACUAAUAAUUGUGAUAAGUGCUUUGCUGUGGUCCGGAGAGGAACGGACAGGAGACCUGCUCACUGCCCAGUACUUUUGUAAUCGUUUAUCGUUUCAAUGGCUUCCAGUGAUUUUCCCAAAGGGAAUAAACACUGCAAUACCAAUUUAUUGAGCGCUGGCGCGCGGCGACGGAAGACAAGACUGAGAGGAGUACUGGAGCACAUCGCAGCGUCGGCUUCCAUAGGAUACAUACUCAAGCAAGGCUAGUAGUGUGGAGUAGGACGGCUUUUCAGGCUUUGCUCCGAUCACAACUCAUCCAGGCGGGGUGAGGGUGGGAGGGAGCGGUCACCAGUCACACCCUCUUCAACGUCUUCAGUCCUGAGCAACGUAGCGACAAGCGACAAGAGGCAUUCGCAAAGGUCGUCAAAAUCAAUAUGAAGACAGCACUUCUGUAAUUUUCAGGUUGGGCCAAGGUUCAGGUAGCCUAACGUCGAUAAGGUCAAAUUUCCCGAUCUUGACGUUCUUCAGCAGGGAAACAGUACUAGAUAGCUUCAUUUGACAAUGGAUGAGAAGUAGCACGUGAAUGUGUUACCUCUUACAAUACCUGAACACUAAAAGUAUCAUACAUACAACUUGUAUUCGCAUCACGAUGCCAUCGUAACCCGAAGUUUUCCGCUGACCCGAGCAACUAGCAAGCGGUCUCGCACAUGUUAUCACAGACAGCAAACACACAUCAGCUCUGCUGGCAGAGUCCCAGACAAUAUCAGAAUCAACGAAACACACUAUUGGACAGUGAACAUGCUAAAAAUAAAAUAUGAUUCGCGUGAAAACGUUGAUUUGUCGCCUAUCAGUUACCCAGCAACUCGCAUCUCGCUUAGAACCCCUCAUUAAUCUGCAGAUACGAGACUGAACAUCGAGCUCACAAACAGACUGCUUUUUGUCAGUACUACCGCACAGUUAAUCACCGUCACAUUUGGGUAUAUGAUAAAUGUUAGCUCAACAUGCUGCUAUGUCACAAACUAAAAUAGUAUUAACGACAUUUGUAACAUGAUUAUAAGACAUGAAUACUACGUCAUCACAUUAAAGAAAUGUUUUU
This is a messenger RNA of Amphibalanus amphitrite, 2109 nucleotides long. Its product is annotated as cancer-related nucleoside-triphosphatase homolog. The record is from RefSeq and is a predicted model, not a curated record. Bases 384 to 962 code for a protein of 192 amino acids. NCBI's taxonomy places the organism in Eukaryota, Metazoa, Arthropoda, Thecostraca, Balanomorpha, Balanidae. Gene Ontology annotation, molecular function: ATP hydrolysis activity. The transcript has 2 exons.